This is a messenger RNA of Physella acuta, 1049 nucleotides long. RefSeq lists its product as uncharacterized. NCBI's taxonomy places the organism in Eukaryota, Metazoa, Mollusca, Gastropoda, Physidae. The record is from RefSeq and is a predicted model, not a curated record.
CUUUAGGUCCUCCUAGGUCAACACACCAGCAGUCAAAGACUUGACAGUCAACAUCACGUGCCCGCCCAGCCUGACAAAGGAAGUAAAGCUAAUAAGGAUGAGAUAAUUCAGCAUUUGCCGCCUUCUUUAGAAGAGUUAUCUGCACACAGAGACCCCGGACAAAGGACAAUGACGUCAUGAACUGCCCCAUAAAUCAAGGAGUUGGUGAGCGAUGCACGUACAAAUACUGCUCACUCGCGGAUAGCGGUUAUCACAGCGAGAUGAGACUGCUCUUAUUAUUGGCUCUUGGAUUGGCUGGUUACGUGAGCUGUGACGUAGAGGACACGCCCAACGUGCUGCCCGUGGAGGCGCUGGUGGAGCCCAUCCAGCAGAUCGCUGGGGAGGAGGAGCUGGGCGCUAGGAUGGGGCUGACCAGGGACUUCAGCUUACAGGUGGAGAUGGAGAUGCCCGUGCCCCUGGGGAUGACCAGACGGAAGCUCCGCCUCCUGUACAAGGGCGUGCCGGUGCGCGUGUUCACCUUCCAGGCCACGUGUGACCCCAACGGCUACUACACGGGCGCCGUGUCGGGGUUUGUCCCCAGGAUAGACGGUCUGGACGUCAGUGUCGAGAGGAAAGAGAAAGAGCUGAGGCAGGUUGUCGUCGACUACGUCAACAGCAACAAUGUCAGGGUCAACGUGGGCGACAUCAAGGUCAAGGACUUGAGCAACCUCACGUGCACCAAGGUCAUCCACGUGGACACCAAGACUGGCCUGUCAUCCGUCUGCUACUUCUGUCAGUCUGUCAUCGACACAGUCUACAACUACCCGCGGAGACCGAUGGUGUUGAUUGAUGCGCUCACCCUCAAAGUCGUCAUUGGUAGUGUCCGCUGCCGGUUCGAUAGUGAGAGUUCCGAGAUUGACAGUGACAGCCAAACUCCCAGCACCAACAAGAUGUGCCCGCAGGUCCAGGGGGGCAACAAGAGGAACCCCACACCCGUGUACGGGCCAGGGAAAAGCCAGGUAAGUCGCUGUCGGUGUACUGGGGGGGGGGGGGAGUGGGUGGGGUCGUGA